Messenger RNA from Xylaria bambusicola, 1504 nucleotides. Its product is annotated as class I glutamine amidotransferase-like protein. The coding region runs from base 343 to 1311 and encodes 322 amino acids. The transcript is spliced from 2 exons. Gene Ontology annotation, cellular component: nucleus; cytosol. Lineage: Eukaryota; Fungi; Ascomycota; Sordariomycetes; Xylariales; Xylariaceae. The record is from RefSeq and is a predicted model, not a curated record.
CCCGCGGAUUUUGGCGAACGCCGUCAGCUCAACGCCUUUCUGAUGAAGCACAAGCAGACACAAGACUACCAGCUGCUGCUCUGUGCCUCCAGCUGAGCUGUCACUGCCCUUGGCACCCAACGCGUCCCCAUCUCGUACGACCACCGCUCAUUGCUCCCAACUUCUUUCUGUUUCAUUGUGAGACAAGCCAACGAAGGAGACGCGUUAGAAAGGUGAUCUUUUAGGGCCUUCAACAGCACAUCUCAUCCCCUAGCACUGUCUUCAACAGACAGUGCCAGUAGCUAUCAGGGAACAGACCUGCCUAUUGGAAAGACUUAGACCUAAUGCUGAGCUGAUGGCGUCAUGGACUCUCAUCGUUACCGAUUCUCUACCACAGCCGGGAGUGUACAAACCAGGCCUCCGUACCUUCUGCCCAACCCGUCGGUGACAUCGCCAAAACCCGAAGAUGGACGCAACAUGAACCUGUCUACGCAUUGCCGAGACCCGGCUUCCACUGAUGAUGUGAAGCCCGCGCUAACGACGGCGCCACCUCGCAUAGCCGUGCUACUCAACUCAUAUCGCUCGCGCUUGCUCCCAGCGAUCCGUAGUUCGUACCAACGCACCAUACGCGCUGUGGCACCCAACGCACAGCUCGCAUUCUACGAGCCUGCCAACCGCCCCGGGGAAUUUCCAAAUCCGGAUUACUUCGACUUGAUCGUGCUCGGCGGCAGCAACGUCGACCCGCGCAAGCGACACCCCUGGAUUCUCGAAGUCCACGCUUUUGUGCGCCGAAUGGUCCGCGAUUACCCACACAAGAAAUUUGUGGGCAUUUGCUGGGGCCAUCAGACUAUCAGCCAUGUGUUUGGCGGGAAGCUGGUGGACGCGGCAGUUCCUGAGAUGGGCGUGGCGUCAGUGGAAUUGACAGAACAAGGACGAGCUUUUUUCCACGAGGCUUCGUCUUUGGGGUCCUUCAAGCUGCAGCAACAUCACCGCCGCGAAGUUGCCGCGGCGCCACUUGGUUUCGUGCCUCUCGCACACAGUAAUCAGUGUUUCAUGAGCGAGUCAAAUGCCAUUCUCACCUUUCAGGGCCAUCCCGAAAAGGAUGCCGAGACGGCGCGACUAAGGCUACAUGACUCGAUGCGUUGGUUCGGGUUUGAUGCCCUCAGCGAUGAAAAGGCGUGGGCGCAGUUGGAGAUGUUGAUAAAUACUCCACAUGACGGAGAGAUGGUCUGGAGACGCAUCUUUGAGUGGGUACGGGAGCCCUGUUCAGAAACCGGCGUCGCCCAGCAAACCGCAGCGCUGGCGCUAGCGGAGAAGACUAGCAAGAUGUAAUUUGACAAGACGCUUCUCUUUGCGCUUCCUCUUUUUGAUUCCUUGAUGGUUUGGGUAUAGAGUUAUGUGUUGGUCAUUUCUAGUCCGGACACCCUUGAGAGCAUAGCGAGGUACAUUGUUUCUAUAGCUGCAUGGCACAGAUUUAUAGUUCUAGUGAAAAGCAUCGAAAUGGACUUACUCACCUUAAAAAGAA